GAUUGAUAGAGGAGACAAGUUUCAAAAUGUUACGUGGAAAUUCCCUUCCCAUCUUGUGAGUUCCUAUAAAGAGUUACGAACCCUCUGCCUACUGGAGACCAGACAUCUAACAAGACAGUUAAAGAGCUGUAAAGUGUAAACACAUGAAAAUUAGAGUCCUUGGGGGCAGGAGAAAUGGAAGAACUAUGGAGAAUGCACCCUUGACUGACAUUUAGCGACAUAUGACGCAAGUCAAUUAUAGGCAAUUAUAGCUAUCAUACUAAUUUGUGUUGAAAAAGCAAAUACGGUAAUAGCAUUCCCCUCGUGAUAAACCUUUUUGCGUAGUUGCCUUAUUGCCCCCUCCUAUGCUCCCUCCUCGAUAAUGAUCCAAAAUUACCUUCCCUGCAUAAAUACCCACCAAGUAGCUGGGGUUCUACCUCAGUCAAUGGGCGGCUGAGUAAUAUCAAGCUUGCAAGAUUCCCGGCACCACAUUGGCCACUAAGAUAAGAAAUACCAAGAAAAGUAAAAAGAAAAUAUUAUCCUCUGAUUUCGGCUACUAAAACGGCAACAUCCUUAAAGAGAAAGAUGCGUAAUUCUCAGACCCUGCUGUGUGUUUUACUACUUCUCUGUGGGCUGGCUGAAUGCUUAAGCUACACUAUCACGCCAAAUGAUAAGAGAGGAUGGACUCUGAACAGCGCUGGUUACCUGCUUGGGCCUCAUGCUCAUCGGACACUGAACGAGAAAGGUGAAAUGCCUGGAAAAAGGGAGCUAACAGAGGAAUUGUUCAAGUCUGGAAAAGAUUUAUUUGGUAUGCAGCAGAAUUCAUUGGAUGACAGCACAAUUCAGAUUGUCCUUGAGUUCCUUGGAUAUCUCCGUAUGAAAGAAAUGGGAGCCUUUGACCAUUUGGCUUUGCUUAUGUCAGAGGAGACUACACAGGCUUAGAGCUGUACAACAUCUCUGGACCCUAAAUGUCCAUGCACUGUUACAAUAUCUUGAUUUCAAUCCAAAUUUCAGUCAGAGAAAAAUCAAAAUAAAGAAAACGUUAAAUUGA
This is a messenger RNA of Hyla sarda, 1030 nucleotides long. Its product is annotated as galanin peptides-like. The transcript is spliced from 6 exons. Gene Ontology annotation, molecular function: hormone activity. The record is from RefSeq and is a predicted model, not a curated record. Gene Ontology annotation, cellular component: extracellular region. Bases 565 to 921 code for a protein of 118 amino acids. NCBI's taxonomy places the organism in Eukaryota, Metazoa, Chordata, Amphibia, Anura, Hylidae.